Molecule: messenger RNA, 1014 nt
Organism: Knipowitschia caucasica
Lineage: Eukaryota; Metazoa; Chordata; Actinopteri; Gobiiformes; Gobiidae
Source: the annotation of a GenBank genome assembly
AUGUGGUUACUGCUUGCAGUAAACUUGUUUAUCUCUGCCCCGCUGGGACACGCAUCCCUACCGCUGGUGAUAAACACUUGGCCAUUCAAGGACGCCACAGAUGCAGCGUGGAACAUUCUGCAGUCCGGUGGCUCAGUUCUGGACGCAGUAGAAAGGGGCUGCUCUCGCUGUGAGGAGUUGCAGUGUGAUGGCAGUGUGGGUUACGGGGGCAGUCCUGAUGAGAGAGGAGAGACCACACUGGACGCCAUGAUCAUCAACGGGGACACCAUGGAGGUGGGUGCCGUGGCUGACCUGAGAAGAAUCAAGAAUGCCAUCGGAGUGGCCCGAGCUGUGAUGGAGCGCACCACCCACACGCUGCUGGUUGGAGAGUCUGCCUCUGUGUUUGCUGAAAACAUGGGAUUCACUGUGGAGGACCUGAGCACCAACACGUCCAGGCAACUCUUCUUCGAGUGGAGGAAGGGGAGCUGCCAGCCCAACUACAGAAAGAACGUGUUCCCAGAUCCUUCUAAGCACUGCGGACCGUACAAACCCCUGGACUCUCUGACCGAUCCACGAACGAGGAAUUAUGCCAGCGCACCCUCCCAUGACACCAUCGGGAUGAUCGCUGUGGAUGCAGAGGGACAUGUAGCUGCUGGCACCUCAACCAACGGACUGACACACAAAGUGCCUGGGCGUGUGGGGGACUCUCCCAUUGUGGGCGCUGGGGCGUAUGCAGACAGCUCUGUUGGAGGAGCAGCUGCCACAGGUGACGGGGACGUGAUGAUGCGCUUUCUUCCCAGUUUCUUGGCGGUGGAGCAGAUGAGAGGCGGGGCCGACCCCUCCUCCGCCUGCAGGACGGCCAUCUCCAGGAUCAAGAGGUACCACCCACACUUCUUUGGGGCCAUCAUCUGUGCAAACUCUACAGGCAGUUAUGGUGCAGCUUGUAACAAAGUGCCUGAAUUUUCUCAGUUCCGUUACAUGGUGUCCAGCUCUGAGACUGCCUCGUCUGUCCUCCUGUCAGUCGACUGCAUUUGA